This is a messenger RNA of Octodon degus (degu), 1104 nucleotides long. RefSeq names its product arylamine N-acetyltransferase 2. Gene Ontology annotation, molecular function: acetyltransferase activity. The record is from RefSeq and is a predicted model, not a curated record. Lineage: Eukaryota; Metazoa; Chordata; Mammalia; Rodentia; Octodontidae.
AUGCCUGGCUCAGGCCCCGAUGGCAAGACGAAGCAAACCUCCACUGAUGGGAGGAACUGCUGUCAGUCCCAAGGCAAGGCCCUGCUUGGCUUUGCCCCCAUCCCCACCAUCUCCCCAAAUGCUGAGCUUCAGACCUUGCUUGCGGUCAUCUUUAGCCUUCAUUCUGAGAAGAAGCCUCAUGUGGACCUUGCGAUGUGGAAGUGUAUCAACCUGCACACCGACACCAAUGAGGUAUCAGGGACUAGAAAGGACUCCCCCUCUGGAGCCAUGGAGACCACAGAGAUUGAAGAAUGUUUUGAAGGAAUAGGUUAUAAGAACUUGAAGAGCAAACUGUACCUGGAAACAGUAGCUGAUGUAUUUCAGCAGCACAUCAGAGCUGUUCCUGUUGAGAACCUUAGCAUGCACUGAGGGAUGCAGGGAUUGCAUGUAAAGACUCUUUUGAAUCAAAUUGGGAGAAAGAACUGAGGUGGCUGGUGUCUCCAGGUACAUCAUGGUCUAUACAGAACUCUGACCACAAUGAAAUUGGAGAGCAUUUUUGGAGGACACUUCCGCAACUCUUCAGUCGAUAAUUAUAGCAGUGGUGUGAUCCACCUUCUGGUACACAUGACACUCAAUGGCAGAAGCUACGUUGCUGACGCUGGGUUUGGAUGCUUCUACCAGUUCUGGGAGCCUCUGGAGUUAAUUUCUGGGAAGGAUCAGCCUCAAGUGCCUGACAUUUUUUACUUAACAGAAGAAAAUGAAACCUUGUACCUGAACCACAUCAGAGGAGAACAGUACACUUCAAACCAGAGUCUUCAUUCUGAUCAUCUGGAAAUGAAGUAUCAGAAAACCUAUCCCUUUACUCUUAAACCUUAAACAAUUGAAGAUAUUGAGUCCAUGAACGCACACCUUCAGAAACCCCCAACAGCAGUGUCUAAAAAUAAAUCAGUGUGUUCCAUGCAGACGCUAGAAGGGAGAUUCAGUUAUAAGCAAAACAUAGAACUUGUAUAAUUUAAAAUCCUGGAGGACAAAGAAAUAGAAGAAGUAUUGAGAACAAUAUUUGGCAUUUCAUUGGAGAGAAAACUUGUGCCAAAAUAUGGUAAUCUCUUGUCUAAGCUCUAUUAA